Ostreobium quekettii is the source of this 789-nucleotide messenger RNA. NCBI's taxonomy places the organism in Eukaryota, Viridiplantae, Chlorophyta, Ulvophyceae, Bryopsidales, Ostreobiaceae. The record is from the annotation of a GenBank genome assembly.
AUGGAGACGGUGGCGCCGCCGGGCUGGGCGCCCGGCCUGGCGGUGGGGGAGGACGGGUGCGCGCGGGGAGGCAGCGGCCGGGCGCACAAUUUCAGCGCGGGGCCGGCGAUGCUGGACACGGAGGUGAUGACGUACAUCCAGAAGAACCUGCUGAACUACCAGGGCUGCGGGAUGGGCAUCCACGAGAUGAGCCACAGGGACGUGAACGGGCCGGUGGCGGCGAUGAUGGAACGCACGUCGGGCAACGUGCGCCGGCUGCUGGGCGUGCCGGACAACUACCGCGUCCUGUUCUUCCAGGGCGGAGCUCACGGGCAGUUCGCUGCUGUGCCUCUUAACUUGUUUGGCAAGAGUGGCAAGGGCGAUUAUGUCAUUGGUGGCAACUGGUCGACAAAGGCAAUGAAUGAAGCUUCGAAAUACGGGGAGGUCAGGGCUGUUGCAGACACAACAACCAAUGGACAUACAUACUAUGCCCCCGUUGACGAAUGGGACCUGUCGGACGACUCUGCCUAUGUGCAUGUGUGCACCAACGAAACGGUGCAGGGCCUUGCAAUGCACGAGGACCCAGACGUGGGGCCCAACCGCGUGCUGGUUUCCGACAUGACUUCCAGCCUGUUUUCACGGCCAGUUGACAUUAAGAAAUACGGGGUGAUCUACGCCAGCGGAGGGAAGAACUUGGGGCCUGCUGGUUGCUGUCUGGUGAUCGUGAGGGACGACCUGCUUGAGCAGUCGCUGCCUCAGGUGAGGAGGCGUUGCCUGAAACCAUCUCUUCCAUUUUCCAGCCAUUGCUAG